CAGAGGCAUCAUGGCGCCCAUGUCACGUGAUUACUCUAUGUGGCGUUUUCUUUGGCUAGCUGCUAGAUCGGCAGCUCUCCGUGAGCUGCGAAAUAAGAAAAGGGAAGAAUAAACAUCCCUCAAAUCGGGCCAAAACGGCCGAUUCCCGAGAUUUAAUCGUUAUCUGUAGACGCAGUUAGAAUUGGACUACAAGAUGCCGCUGUUAGUUUUCCUCGUGGACACGAGUUCUUCGAUGAAUCAGAGAACUCACCUGGGUACUACGUUGCUGGACAUAGCGAAAGGCGCCGUGGAGAUUUUCAUGAAGCUCCGCGCCCGAGAUCAAGCAAGUCGUACGGACCGUUAUAUGUUGGUGAGCUGCGAUGAACCACCGGGAACAAUCAAGUCUGGUUGGAAAGACAACCAUUUGGCCUUCAUGAAUGAGCUGAAAAAUCUGCAAGCAUCCAGUCUAACCGGCCUGGGUCAGGCUCUCAAGACGACCUUUGACCUUGUGAACAUCAACCGAUUGUACUCUGGUAUUGACAAUUAUGGACAGGGUCGCAAUCCAUUCUACCUUGAGCCAGCAAUGAUUAUUGCAAUUACAGACGGGCAUAGACUGACAAACAACAACAGCGUACAAGAUGAGUUAUCACUGCCAAUGAGCAUGGCCAUACCCGGCAGUGAACUGACCAAAGAGCCCUUUCGCUGGGACCAGCGUCUCUUUUCCCUGGUGCUCCGUAUACCCGGCACUGCUCCCUUGGACAACGACCGCAGUGGGUCUAUGGUUAGUGUGGAUGGCUCGCCAAUCAAUGCCAUGUGCGAAGUGACAGGAGGUCGUUCUUACGCCGUGACCUCUAUGAAGACCCUCAACCAGUGUCUGGAGUCCCUGGUGCAGAAGGUACAGAAUGGGGUCGUGGUCAACUUUGAAAAGGUCGGGUCUGAUCCUGUCUCGCAAUCAAACGAUGAAUCAAACGAUGGUAAAUCCCAGGCUCAGAACGGCACUAUCUCGUCAAACCUAGCAGUGCCGAAUAUCAACAACAACGCCCGCCUCAACACGGCAUCCCCGGUUCCUGACAACUCAUGGCACAACUGUCGCAAGUUGAUCUAUGUCCGUCCAAAUCCCAAGACAGGACUGCCCCUAGGCCACUGGCCUAUUCCAGAAUCCUUCUGGCCUGAUGUCAAUGCUCCAACCCUUCAACCACGGGACGCUCAGCCUGCUGUGAAAUUCAUGUGCACAAACUGUGAGCCGAUGCUACUGGACAACCUUCCCUUUGACAAAUACGAGCUGGAACCAUCACCUUUGACCCAGUACAUACUGGAGAGGAGAAACCCAAACGUUUGCUGGCAGGUCUUCGUCUCCAACAGCGGUCGUAACUCGGAGCUUGGUCAUCCCUUUGGCUACCUCAAAGCCAGCUCCAAUCUGACUGCAGUCAACCUGUUCAUUAUGCCCUACAAUUACCCAGUACUGCUGCCGCUCCUAGAUGAUCUCUUCAAGGUCCAUCGGCUGAAGCCCACCCUUGUGUGGCGGCAAGCCUUUGAGACAUACCUGCGUGAGGUGCCAAGCUACUAUGCGGGGCCCCUGAAGAUAGCCCUGCGACGGAUGGGUGCCCCCAACGUCAUCCCUGAUGGCAUGGAGAACUGCCUGAGCUACACUGUGGUCACCUACCUCAAGCGUCUCAAGCAGCAGUCCAAGGUGGAGGCUGACCGCAUGGCUGCCAUGAUUGCCAAGAAGCAGAAACUCAGUGACGUCGGUGUCAAAGUUACACCAAGGUCCCAGAUGCCUUCACUAGCUGCCCGCAAGGACUUUCAACAGCUACUGCAGGCUAUCACAGGAGAGACAGUCAGUAUGAGGCCUGACAGCAACAUCACUGAGUUCCCAGGCUACACGCUGCAUGUUAAAGACCGCAGCAUACGCCCCCGCACCUACCGCAACCCCUUUGACAUCCCUCGUAAGGAGCUCCUGGACCAGCUAGUUCGUAUGCGUACAAAUUUCCUGCAGCUGGCCCUGUCCAAGUCAGCCAGAUUUAUGAACGAAGACACUGUGCACAGUAUUCCCAUGGCAGAGAUGGGUAACUACCAGGAGUACCUGAAGCGAAUGCCCAGCCCACUCCGAGAGGCUGACCCUGCCCCCGCCCGGCUCCACACCUUCGGUAACCCCUUCAAGCUGGCCUCAGAUAAGGACAAGCAAAAGUUCAUGGUGGAUGAGGCAGAUGUAAACGAGGCCAUGACAGGACCACAGCAACAGCAGCAGCGUCGAAGACUGAGCAGUGACUCACCGCCAGGCUCACCAGCUGCCAAGCGAGCAAGGAGUCCAGCCACUGCACCCCCUAGUCGCAGGCCAACCUCCCCUGGGGUACAGGGAGGAAUCAUCUUGAAGAAACCCUUGGCACAGCUGAUACAGUCAAAACAGAAGGCAGUUUCAAAUGCAGCAGCAUCAGGAUCACUGAUGCCAGCAGUUGAAACAAAACCAUCAUCAGAACCUGUCAUUCAAGAGAACUCUAUCAACCUGCCAAUGAACAUUGCCACUGAACCUGCGAGUCAAAACAAUGCCAAGGACGUGGAGUUUGAGCAGCACCCCCUGCCAGAAUCAGAACUGACCAAUCAUGUGGAGGUGGAGAGAACUAUUCAGCCAGUCGAGAGGGAGCUUCUGGCUAGGUUGGGUUCGGCCAAUAGAACAGGGAUGCCGAUUGGCCAACAUGUCUCGCUGACUGACAUUCGGACAGUGAAAAGGUCGAACAGCGAGGAAAAUGUUGCAGAAAUUAAUUCAAAGUUAAAACAGGCCAUCGUAAAAGAAGUGAGAAAACCUGGAAAAGAUUUUUCCCGGCUUUUCGUCCACCUCAAUGCCAUCCAGGGUGACCUGGACACCAAGUACCUCUUUGUCAACAGCAUCAUCCGUGAGGCUGGUCGCUUCAAGCGUCGACGGCUUAUCGAGCUGCUGGAGACAUUUCAGCAAUCCAUUGUCAAGUAUGAGAUGAACCACGGCACUGCUGCUGCUGCCACCGCUGUAACCUCAGCCCCAUCUAAGAAGAAAAUGAACAGAAAUCACGUUGUGGCAUCCGCAGCACCGAGGUAGCACAAAGCUUUAUGGGAUUAUUUUGUUCGUUUAAUAAAUAUAUGGGUGGUCUGGAACCUCAACCCUUGAACCGAGGUGCUAAGUAAUGCAGGAUUUGGACAAGGUAGACUUGUAUUGUAUAUUGGGAGGACUAAUUUAAAGUGGCAGCUGUUAUUAAAUGUGGCAUGAUAUUUAUGUGUGACCGCCAUCUGAUGUCCCUUGGCUUGUUCUGCUGAAUAACAAACAAUUCUAUGGCUAUGAUCUGAUGCCAAUUUUAUAAUUGACAAAUGUUAUUAAAGGUUGGGAGAGAGUCUUUGGGAAAGUGUUGUACCAGGCAACAGGCAGUAUGUGGGUUGACAGAAUGAAACCUUCACAGUGACAAAUUUAGUUGGUGGUGGUGGUCAGAUGUCCCACAUGCAAAAUUGGUUGUUGUGAGUGGGGGGGGGGGGACAAAAGGAUGUUAUAAUUUUGAGAAUGUUCAGUUUUCAUAGGGGUGGAAGAUUUUCCAGUUGUCUAAAGAGACAACUGGAAAAGAAAGAAAUGCUUUCUCUAGUCCGCUGUUCUCCGUUAGCUUCAUGUUACUCAUUCGUGUAAUUUAGUAGCCUUAAUUAUGACACUGGAUUAGCACAGAGCAACAUACAACUUAUUGUAUUCAUUUGGUCUACACUUCUUAAAAGUUUAGUGGAUGUUUAUGAGGCCUGCAGACUGGAUAUCUAAUGUGUGUAUUGUUUCCCACAACUGUUCCUGUAUUUUAUAGGCCAACUCCACAAUGCCCUUUUCUGAUACUUUCAAUAAUUUUUGCCACACAUUAAAUAUGUCGCAUCUCUUUAAUCCUUACCAUUCCCAAGAUGGCUCUUCAAAAAUGGUGUCCCUUGAGCAAGUUCAAGCAGUUCAAGCAGGCACUAUAUUUGUCCAUAGUUCAAUGAACUUUACUUGUACAUGUGAAUCAGUGGUGAUAACUUGUACAUGCGAGUCUGGUGAUCAGGGCAUCAUUUCUACCAUAAAGUGUUGUGUGAAGGUGACUGUGUGGCUAAUGGCUAAUGGAUGUGCACACAAGUAAUGGACACUUUCUCUCUCAUUUGCAGCAUUAGAUUGUGCAUUGAAGGCAUGUAGGAACAUUGGUAAUUACCUGGAAACCAACCUACCGAUUUAACCCUGACCCUCAAUCCUCCAAAAUCCUCCAGGCAGUUUUGGAGGAUUUUGGAGGAGUGAGUUUGAAUGGCAAAAAGUGGUGGUUGAUUUUGGAGCAUGCAUUAUGUCGAGUUCGUAGGCUGUACCCAGCAUUGUUUAUGUUCAGUCCUGCAUAAUUGAGCCUUGCAUUAUGCUCGAUAUCACCCGCACUGCUUCUGAGUGUCAUCGGCAUUAACAGUGGUUGUUGGAGGAUUUUGCAGGAUUGAGGCAUUGGUCACCCCUCAAAUGAACAAAAUCAAGAAAUAACGGAUG
Patiria miniata (bat star) is the source of this 4471-nucleotide messenger RNA. RefSeq names its product integrator complex subunit 6-like. The transcript has 15 exons. The coding region runs from base 194 to 3049 and encodes 951 amino acids. Gene Ontology annotation, biological process: snRNA 3'-end processing. Gene Ontology annotation, cellular component: integrator complex. NCBI's taxonomy places the organism in Eukaryota, Metazoa, Echinodermata, Asteroidea, Valvatida, Asterinidae. The record is from RefSeq and is a predicted model, not a curated record.